CCGCAAAACUUUUCCCAUUCUGUCGAGCCUGUGUCAGCCCAUGGCAAUUGCCCCAAAAUGCCGUGCUCCCUGGUGAUGCGCCACGCCGUGCAUUGCGAGGAUAUGGGAGCCAGGCAUGCCCUUGCUCUGUUGUGUCAGGCACCCGCUCCAGUGGCUGGCAAUCCUUGCGUGCCGCCAGAUCGGGCCGUGAUCGAGGCCAGGGAUUCCUCCCGAUUGGCAACACUGCCAGGCAUUGCGCGACUCGCUCGCUGUGUUGUCGCCCAGGCCCCGGCAAGGCAUGCCAUUUAUUCUGUCGCACCUAGACCGUUUGAUCCCUCCCUGCUCAGCGAACGCCGCCAUGGUAAUUUGUCCAGCCCGAUCGCGUCCAUUGUGUCAGCCAAGGGUCAUCAUCUUUGUGUGUUGGCCACGUCGUCUCUCGUCGUCGCGGCUUCGCUUAACCUGUCGCUUCUCUCAUCAACGGUUUGCAAGGCAACACCGCCGAUUUGCGGGCAUGGGCGAUUGGCCGGUCGCUAGGUCUCACACUACGUACGCCACAUGGGGCGAUGGUCUGCUCGAGUCUCAGGUGGGGGCGCAAUGCUGGCAACCGACGGGUAUGUUCGCGAAGUUGUUCCCAGCGCACGCACUUGGUACUUGAAGCACUGAAUUGGUUGAUCG
This is a messenger RNA of Microdochium trichocladiopsis, 654 nucleotides long. RefSeq lists its product as uncharacterized. The transcript has 2 exons. The coding region runs from base 58 to 513 and encodes 151 amino acids. The record is from RefSeq and is a predicted model, not a curated record. Lineage: Eukaryota; Fungi; Ascomycota; Sordariomycetes; Xylariales; Microdochiaceae.